GCCGGCCACGGCAGACGCACCCCUGCUCAGUCAGCCUGCAGUCCGCUCUGUACUCAGGAUGGCCCUGAAGAGAGGAGGCCCGGCCCUGGCCGUGCUGCUGGUCUCCUGGGUGGUGCUGGGCCCCUGCGGCCUGGAGGGAGCGGAGCCCGGGGCUCUGGAGGAGGCCGUGAGCCAGCAGUGCCCGGCCGUGUGCACCUGCGGCCACGAGGACUACUCGGACGCGCUGAGCGUCUUCUGCAGCUCCAGGAACCUCACGCGGCUGCCCGAUGGCAUUCCGGACGGCGCCAGAGCCCUGUGGCUGGAUGGCAACAACUUCUCAUCCAUCCCCGAGGCGGCCUUCCAGAACCUCUCCAGCCUGGGCUUCCUCAACCUGCAGGGCAGCGGGCUGGCCAGCCUGGAGCCGCGGGCCCUGCUCGGCCUGCAGGGCCUCCAGCACCUGCACCUGGAGCGGAACCAGCUGCGCAGCCUGGCGGCCCGCACCUUCCUGCACACGCCGGGCCUGGCCUCGCUCGGCCUCAGCAACAACCUGCUGGGCAGGCUGGACGAGGGCCUCUUCCAGGGCCUGGCCGGCCUCUGGGACCUCAACCUGGGCUGGAACAGCCUGGCCGUGCUCCCGGAUGCCGCCUUCCAGGGCCUGGCCGGCCUGCGCGAGCUGGUGCUGGCGGGCAACAAGCUGGCCUACCUGCAGCCCGCGCUCUUCUGCGGCCUCGGCGAGCUCCGGGAGCUGGACCUGAGCAGGAACGCGCUGCGCGGAGUCAAGGCCAACGUCUUCGUCCAGCUGCCCAGGCUCCAGAAGCUGUACCUGGACCACAACCUCAUCGCCGCCGUGGCGCCCGGCGCCUUCCUGGGCAUGAAGGCGCUGCGCUGGCUGGACCUGUCGCACAACCGCCUGGGCGGCCUCCUGGAGGACACCUUCCCCGGCCUGCUGGGCCUGCACGUCCUGCGCCUGUCGCACAACGCCAUCGCCGGCCUGCGGCCGCGCACCUUCAAAGACCUGCACUUCCUGGAGGAGCUGCGGCUGGACCACAACCGCAUCCGGCAGCUGCCGGACAAGGCCUUCGAGGGCCUGGGCCAGCUCGAGGUGCUCGCGCUCAACCACAACCAGAUCCGCGAGGUGGAGGCGGGUGCCUUCGCCGGCCUGCGGAGCGUGGCGGUCAUGAAGCUGUCGGGGAACGGGCUGCGGGCGCUGCCGGAGCAGGUGUUCCAGGGCCUGGGCCGGCUGCACAGCCUGCACCUGGACGGCAGCUGCCUGGGCCGCGUGCGUCCGCUCGCCUUCGCCGGCCUCGCGGGGCUGCGCCGGCUCUUCCUCCGGGACAGCGGCAUCGCGGCCGUGGACGAGCAGGGCCUGCGGGGGCUGGCGGAGCUCCUGGAGCUGGACCUCACCGCCAACCGGCUCACGCACCUGCCCGGCCAGCUCUUCCAGGGCCUCGGCAAGCUGGAGUACCUGCUCCUGGCCGGCAACCGGCUGGCGGCGCUGGCGGCGGACGUCCUGAGCCCCCUGCGGCGCGUCUUCUGGCUGGACCUGUCGCACAACCGCCUGGAGGCCCUGCCCGAGGACGUGCUGGCGCCGCUGGCGCAGCUGCGCUACCUCAGCCUCCGGAACAACUCCCUGCGGACCUUCGAGCCAAGCGCCCCCGGCCUGGAGCACCUGGAGCGCCUGUGGCUGGAGGGCAACCCGUGGGACUGCGGCUGCGCGCUCCGGGCCCUGAGGGCGCUGGCCCUGCGGCAGCCCGAUGUGGUCCCCCGCUUCGUGCGGGCCGCGUCCGAGGGCGACGAGGGCCAGCAGCCCGUGUUCGCCUACAACAACAUCACCUGUGCCAGCCCCGCCGCCGUCGCCGGCCUCGACCUGCGAGACGUGGCCGAGACCCACUUCGCUCACUGCUGCCCCCUGGCUCACGUGCCCGCUGGCAAUUAAAAGCAAUCUAACAGCG
This is a messenger RNA of Suricata suricatta (meerkat), 1931 nucleotides long. RefSeq names its product insulin like growth factor binding protein acid labile subunit (gene IGFALS). Gene Ontology annotation, cellular component: plasma membrane. The coding region runs from base 59 to 1915 and encodes 618 amino acids. NCBI's taxonomy places the organism in Eukaryota, Metazoa, Chordata, Mammalia, Carnivora, Herpestidae. The transcript has 2 exons. The record is from RefSeq and is a predicted model, not a curated record. Gene Ontology annotation, molecular function: protein binding.